Paramecium octaurelia is the source of this 348-nucleotide messenger RNA. NCBI's taxonomy places the organism in Eukaryota, Ciliophora, Oligohymenophorea, Peniculida, Parameciidae. The record is from the annotation of a GenBank genome assembly.
AUGAGCAAAUAAAUUCAAAAAAAAUAAUUGCACAUCCUCUCCAAAUCCAAAUUAGCCAGAGUGAAGGAAAGAAACGAGGAAGAGAACAUCUUUAAAUCUUUCAUAUAAUUGCAUAUUGAUUAAAGAGAGAACUAUCACAUAGACAUUAGUGAUUAGCAAUUAAAGGACAAAAAAGAAUUUUAAAGAUUGUGUCAAUCCAUUAAAAAAAAUGAUGUGUCUACUCGGUUUCAUAAAUAACGACAAUCUCAGUCUCUUUAAUAAAGCCCAUAAAUAAAGGUUUGGUUCUAAACACCUUUGUUGUAGAAAGCGCAUCGAAAAUUUUAGAAAACCCCAUUCCCAAAAUAAUGA